AGCAAAUGAAUUGAAAUUAAUUUUGGUUUUGGUUUAAAUAUGAACCGAAUCUGUUUUAGUAUUGGUAGAGAUAAUUAGGGCCAGCCCAAGACUCGCUGAAUUAGUAAUGUACAAUCAUCAAUAUUCAAUACCAACGAAACACGCAAAUAGAAAAAAAUGGGUGAUUAAGUAAUUGGGCCUAAGAGCCCAUUUAGGAUCGCAGAGUCAGAAUUGCCAUGAAAGUUGAUUUUGCUCUGGAAGUGAUUCUAGGGUUUGAAACAUAUCUGCCAUGAAAAAUCGGGAGCAGCAGAUCUCAGAAGAUCUCUAUUGAUGAGAAAAUCUUCGAACUCGUUAAGAGAAUAGUCAGACCCAAUCCCAGUUUAUCGAAAUGUUCUCUAGAGUCCCGGGAAAGUCUAUAGCUAGGUUUCGUUGCGUAUCGGAAUCCAUACUUGGUCAUCUUGAUGUCACGGAGCAGUUCCUAACUAAGUCUGUGUCUCAUCCACGGCUCUUGUUUUCCUUGGAAUAUACUGAAAAGUUCUUGGUUUUCUCUUCACCUCAACCUCAAAAACCAGAUGAGAACUCUUCUCUUGUAGCCACCCCUUAUAAGUGUUUUCCCAAAUAUUUUCCAACCAGAGUAUCUACCGCCCUAGGUGGAUUGGUAUUCCUUCAGAAUUUGGGAAGAAAAAAACCGCGGGUGAUAUGCAACCCCGUCACGGGAGAGUCUAUAACCUUACCCAAAGUGAAAACGACUGGUGUUGGAGAUAACUAUUUUGGCUUUGAUCCCAUCAGCAAACAGUUUAAGGUGUUGUGUAUGACUUGGUCACGUUAUGGAACACCCAAUACUCAUCGGAUUUUGACAUUGGAGACUGGAAAACGUUUAUGGAGGACGAUCCAAGACCCAGUAUCUCCCCAUUAUUCUUGGUAUGAUGGAAUAUGCAUAAAUGGCGUUUUGUAUUACGUAGCUUUUUUUAAAGAAUCUCGACGAUCUUAUAAGAUAGUUUGCUUCGACUUUAAGAUUGAGAAAUUCAGCUUUAUUAAAUUAGAUAAAGACAUGGUACGUGGUGAGAAGUUGACUUUGUUCAACUACAAAGGUGCAUAUCAGUAUGCAAAUUGGCUUAGAAAAGAAGAACUUGUGUUGUGGGUUCUAGAAGAUGCUGGAAAACGUAUAUGGUCCAAAAGUAUAUGCAUACUCCCACCUAUAGUCCACAACUGCCUGAUUGUUGGAAUGACGGGUACGGGAGAUAUUGUGUUUUCGCCGUUCGCGGGCGAUCUAUCAAUCCCUUUCUACAUUUUCUUCUACAAUAUCGAGAGCAAGACUUGUACAAGAGUCCAUAUUAAGGGAUUUGAAGAGUUUAAGCAUCAAUUUACUUUCGUUCACAUAUUUCUAGACUUUGUAGAGGAUAUGAAGUUUAUGUAAGUGAUGAGGUUCAAGGUUUUAUAACUUGAGACUAUAUUUUGGAUUUUCAAACUCUUAAAAAUAUGUAUUUCUUAAUAUUUUUUGGAUUUUAUCUUAAUUCAAAACAUAGCUAAUUUAAUUCUAUUAUAAUGUUGCAUACUUUAUACAUUGUUAAA
This is a messenger RNA of Arabidopsis lyrata subsp. lyrata, 1551 nucleotides long. RefSeq names its product putative F-box protein At1g53360. NCBI's taxonomy places the organism in Eukaryota, Viridiplantae, Streptophyta, Magnoliopsida, Brassicales, Brassicaceae. The record is from RefSeq and is a predicted model, not a curated record.